Uranotaenia lowii is the source of this 5297-nucleotide messenger RNA. It is a transcript of the gene Hip14, whose product is annotated as palmitoyltransferase Hip14. Gene Ontology annotation, molecular function: protein binding; palmitoyltransferase activity. The record is from RefSeq and is a predicted model, not a curated record. Gene Ontology annotation, biological process: protein palmitoylation. Lineage: Eukaryota; Metazoa; Arthropoda; Insecta; Diptera; Culicidae. Bases 356 to 2224 code for a protein of 622 amino acids. The transcript has 4 exons. Gene Ontology annotation, cellular component: Golgi membrane.
ACCCUGGUGAGGAGAAAAAGUCCUCUGCCGCGGGGAGGAAAAAUCGAAUCUUCGUCGCUUUUUUCGCGAUUAUUUUCGAACGAUAAUAGCAAAAGUGAACUGGUGCAGCUCGCAAAACCCGUGGAACCGUGUCCCCCAAAUAGCGGGCGUUAUCAGCGCUACCAAAUCCGAGCAAAUAUUAGCUGAGGUUGAACCUUGGAUCAAGUUCUAGUGGGGGGCCAAUUAAAGUGACUAAUUGCGUGUGAAAAGUUACUUCCGGAACAUUGUUUUGACGGUGUUUUGUACGGAUUCCUGGUUACGGUGAGUGUUUAAUGGUGGUGAAUCUUUCGUAGAAGCUAGAGGCGGAAAAACAACGAUGUAUCAGAGCGCCUGCAGUGCUGCUGCCGGUGGCUGUGCUGAACCGGACAGACCUGAUCGGGAUGGACUGAUAAGUCACGAAUCUGCCGUGGCUCCUGUUGAACAUGAUUACAGUGGUUUUGACAUUGUCAAAGCGACCCAGUAUGGUGCAAUUGGCCGGGUUAAUGAACUAAUCGAGGCAGGAUGGGACGUCAAUCAGCCGGACAGCGAAACGGUCACUUUGCUCCAUUGGGCCGCCAUCAACAACAGAAAAGACAUUAUCAAAUAUUUUCUUGAAAAGGGAGCAAUCGUGGAUGCAGUGGGUGGGGAACUUAAUGCGACUCCCCUUCAUUGGGCUACCCGACAAGGUCAUUUGGGUGCCGUUGUUCUUUUGCUGGCCGCUGGAGCCGAUCCAAGUCUGCGGGAUGCGGAAGGUUGCUCUUGCAUUCAUUUGGCUGCUCAAUUUGGUCACACAGCCUUGGUGGCUUACUUCAUAGCAAGGGGAGUCAAUCCGGAUCUUCAGGACCGUGGUGGAAUGACCGCUCUCAUGUGGGCAGCAUGGAAAAUUUCUGCCCUUGAUCCCGUCCGACUUUUGCUCACACUUGGUGCCAAUCCAAGUUUAGCGGAUCACACACAUGGCAACACGGCUCUUCAUUGGGCAAUUUUGGCCAGAAAUGCUACCGCCGUCAGUACCCUGAUCCUCAAGGGUAAAUCUUCUCUGGACAUUCCCAAUCUGAGAGGCGACAGUCCCUUGACAAUGCUGCAACCUCACCUGGGAUCCAUCUGGAUCGGUUCCAAAGUAUCGGAAAAAGUCCGGGAACUCACUCAGCAAUCCCAACGAAGAAAUCCACUGGUCAGAUUUACGCUGGACAAACGAUUCCGCUGGUGGUCCAUGAUAGCAACGCCCUUCCUCGUGUUCUAUCUAGCGGGUCUUAUAUUCUGCGCCGAAACUCUUCUCAUCAUCAAAGUAUUUCUGCUAGGCUGCCUUUACGCUCUAUCGCACACAAUCGGACAAACGCUGUUCGAUGAAACCCUGAUGGCGCUGCUGCCGCUGAGCGUUUACAUGGCCACCAAGGCGUGGUUCUACGUUACCUGGAUGACCUACAUUGCGCCGACCGUUUCGUUCCUAGCUUCUGUGUCGUUCCUGACCUGCAGUGCCGGAUUGUGGCUGUGCUUCCUGAAAUCAUGGCGUGGCGACCCGGGAGUAAUUCAACCGACUCAGGAACAACGUUUUAGGACCAUCAUCGAGCUGUCGGAACGCGGUGGCGGAGGUUUCGAACCCUCGGCCUUCUGCUCGGCAUGCCUAGUUCGCCGUCCGGUCCGAUCCAAGCACUGCUCAGUAUGCGAUCGAUGCGUCGCCCGGUUCGAUCAUCACUGCCCAUGGGUUGGCAACUGUAUCGGUGCCAAGAACCACAAAUACUUUAUGGGAUUCCUGUGGAGUUUGCUGAUCAUGUGCGGUUGGAUGCUGUACGGAGGAGCCAAUUUCUACGUUAAAGCGUGCAACGUCAACAUGGAGGAAGUUCUUUCAGGUCUGUGGAAUGCCAUCGUUGCCAUCGGUUCUUGUAAUCCUUGGGUUGGCUGGGUAAUGGCCAACGCCUUGCUGCACAUGUCCUGGGUAACGGUUUUAACUAUCUGCCAGACAUAUCAAGUUGUCUGUCUGGGAAUGACUACGAACGAGCGAAUGAACCGAGGUCGCUAUCGACACUUCCAGGCCAAGGGUGGCAAGAGUCCGUUCACCCGUGGCCCGUUGAAGAAUCUGUUCGACUUCCUCGAGUGUGGCUGCGGCAUCGUGAAGCCACAGCGAACCGACUGGAUGCAGUAUUUCGACAUGGACAAACACGUGGAACACGAGCCGCUUUUACGGCCCGACAACUUUCAGUACGUCUGAGUGCAACGUAGCAGAGAGGAAAACACUAGCAGAGGCAAUAAAACUGGAACAGAAACUGGUGCGACAGUUAGAUCGUCAGUUCCGGUUGAAUGCGGCGAAUCGAUUGCUCGGGAACGGGGUGAGGAACAGGCUGGCCUAAAGCCAGCGGAACCGUUGAAUGUCGAAAUUGUUGCAGUCGAUGGUGAUGGUAAAGUUUAUGUUUAAAAAUUCAUACUUAACAUAAUGUUGGAUUUUUUUCUGCUGGGAAUUACAAUACCACGUUAAUUUUUCUUUGAAAAAUUGUGGGAUAGUAGGAUAUGGUUUAGGUUUUCUGGUUCCUCUCUGUUAACAUGAAAGAUAAUUCCAGUGUACGAUUGUGGGAAGGUUAGGCUUGGUAGUUAGAAAUCGUGUAGGUAAAAUAGGAAAAAGAAGUUUGGGCUUAAGACUAUGCAGUGCGUUUGCGUGUGUGAAAUAUUGCUUGUGAUUUUGGAGUUUUUUUUUUCAAAAGACACCUAUUACUAAUUGCUUCCGCUGAUAGUUUACACAUCUAAGUGGCACAAUUUUUAAGUUUGAUUUAAUUUUGUACUUCCGUAAAUGUUUCUACGUAGCUGUCUGGUUUUAACGCAAUCAUAAAAGUUUAGUAUUCUGCCAAUACAUAUUAUUAAAAUAAAAAUAAGACAAAACAAGCGAAAAAAUCAAAAUAGGUAACGCUUUUCGAACUUCUUGAAAAACCUUGCAAAAUUAUUGUAGAGACGUUGUCGGUAAUAAAUGCAUUACUAAAUUCAUUCUACUGUGAAAUAACAAGUGUUUCAUUUUUCCUUAUUUGGAUUAGAAGGAAUAAAUCGAAACCGCUUCAACCAUAGGUGAAUCCGUUAAUUUAUGUGACAGACUCUGAAUUUUUACUGGUAGCUUUGUCAACCUUGAGCCUGUUCAUAAUUGAAUAUUGCAUUGCCAUAUUGUCUAAAAAACUUUACCAAUUGGGUAAUAGUUGGGCCCAACAAAGGAGAAAUCAUUUCACUUUGUUAAAAAAUAGUAUCCAACUGUUUUAAGGCAUAAAAUACAGAAAAGCCUUUUUAUAAGUAUUUUAUUAAAAAAAACUCAACAAUUUAAUUUACAGCACAAGCCAUAGCACGAAUCAAUUUCUUCAUCUUUUCAAAUUGAUUGUGGAGGACAUAUUACUCAUGCCAACACUGCUCUAUUGUAAUAUUUAGGAUUGCAUUCAACACAAUUUUUCACAUACGUAAAUGAAAGUUUAGAUUUUCGCUUAUAGAUGUAGACCUUUUCAGUUUACAAUUUUUUUUUUAUCGAAACGCUUUUUUGAGUGUAAAACUAGGUACAUUAAUUUCCGGAAUAAAAACUGCUUAGGCAUUAGAUUAGUAUCCCUUAGGCAUAGGUGUAAAAAUCCACCACGUCUCAUUACUCGCCUUACGCAUUCAAUGCUUCGUUUCUGCUGUGUGUACUGUUACAUCUUACAAAUUGAUACAUUUCAAUGUCACUGUAUGAUAAUCCUUUUCAAUAACUACCUAACAGAAAUUAAUCUAUAAAUUACCGAAACAGAACAAAAACACCACACAUGCAUUGCGCUAACUAACCGUUAAGUUGUAAGUGCGUUCAAACAAAUAUCUAGAACGAUACAAACUGUAAUUUACUACAUAUAUAACUGAUAAGUCAUCAAGAAUAAAAUCUAUUGCUGUACCUUUUCUAUUGAAAAUAAAAGUGUAAAACAAAACUAUUUAGGUAUAUAUAAUAUCUAUUUAGGAAAACUGUUAGGAGCUAGACAGAAGCCCGUGUUAUACCAAAUACUUUACAAAAACACAAAACCGAGAGCAUGGAUGGAAUGAAAUUAAAAUCUUCCAUAUCAUCCGAUCUGUGCAAACGAAAUUAAAAGUUUUUUUCGAAGCACAACGAAAUACGAACCCGAAAAUUAUACGAUAGCUUUUGCAAGAAAGAUUCAUUUAUUAAUUCCAACAGAAACAAGUUCAAAUGAUGAAAUGAAUGCCAUGCAUUAAUUUUUGCGAAUGUGACUUCAUUUGAAUGGUACACCUUUUCAUUUUUUCAUUUGUUUCAGGUUUUAAAUAGAAACUUCGUUAAAGCAAUAAAACCGAUGGUCAGUAAUAGUUAUUGAAAAUUGAAGUUUCAGAUUUGGUUUAAUACUAUUUAAAAAACAAAUAUCAAUUACUUGUUGAAAAUAAAAACCACCUAAUGGGCCAAUUGGAUCCAUCGAACGUUGAAACCAGAACUUUUUCACAAAAGUAGUUUAGGUGUUCGACAAUCAAUAGACUGGAAUUUUAUUUGACGAAAUAUUUGCUCUGGAUUAAGCAUUUUGAUGGUAGGAUCUCAAAACUCUGAAAGAAUUGAAUUUUCCAGAAAAGGCAUUGAGAGAACUAAUUUAUAUUUCGAUUUUGUCCAAGAUUAGUCUAGUCAUAUGUAAGGUUUUCUUUAGUAUAUUACAGGCAAAAUAGAGAGAGAGAGAAAAUGAAAUAGCAAAUCAUAACUCGAAGCGAUUUCCUUUCUGUUUUUUCUGUAUUAUCAAACUAUGUAGAAAUAAACGUCGUUGAAGGUAAAAGCUAGGAAUAGAAUAAUCAAUAAAAUCCCCACCAUCCUUUGUCGCAAGAUUUUGGGGGCCCAAAAUCUAUCGAUAGUAUAAAAAAGUAGUAGGACAUUGCUGUUUUACGGACGCUGAUGUAAAUUUCUUCGAUCAAAAUUUAAAAAUAAAACAAACAGAAAUAGAAAAUGUAAAACGAAUAUAAUACCUAUUAUAAUAAUUUUAAGUGUAAGGUAUUCCCUGUGAAUGGUAUAUGAAAAUACCCUUGCCCACAAUUCAUCGCUCCCUUGAAGAAGAAAACCCGUUUGUAGAAACAUCUUGCAUGUAAAUGUUACAAAGAAAACAGUUAGAAAAUGAUGGUCAGUUUGGAACAAGCAAACAGGAAAAUAUCCGGGCAGAUCCAUACAAAACUUGAAACAUUUAUCAGAGAACAAUUUUAAUCAAAUUAUUGAAAAAAAAACAAUAUACAUAGAAUAUACAUUUCUUCUAUCCGCACAUAAUUUGCACAUGCCUAAGUGUAAUAAAUUAAAUAAAGUUCAACAAAAUUAA